This is a messenger RNA of Drosophila erecta, 687 nucleotides long. Its product is annotated as attacin-A. The transcript has 2 exons. The coding region runs from base 13 to 687 and encodes 224 amino acids. Lineage: Eukaryota; Metazoa; Arthropoda; Insecta; Diptera; Drosophilidae. The record is from RefSeq and is a predicted model, not a curated record. Gene Ontology annotation, cellular component: extracellular region. Gene Ontology annotation, biological process: defense response to bacterium.
CAGUCCAGCAACAUGCGCAAGACAAGCAUCCUAAUCGUGGCCCUUGUGGCACUUUUCGCCAUCUCAGAGGCAGUUCCUUCAUUGCCCACGACGGGACCCAUUCGGGUUCGUCGCCAGGUGCUCGGAGGUUCCUUAAGCUCCAAUCCCGCUGGUGGCGCUGAUGCUCGCUUGGAUCUCACCAAGGGCAUUGGCAAUCCCAACCACAAUGUGGUGGGUCAGGUUUUCGCCGCUGGGAACACUCAAAGCGGUCCCGUCACAACUGGCGGAACUUUGGCCUACAACAAUGCUGGCCAUGGUGCUUCCUUGACCAGAACACACACGCCCGGAGUAAAGGAUGUCUUUCAGCAGGAGGCCCACGCCAAUCUAUUCAACAACGGCAGACACAACCUGGAUGCCAAGGUGUUCGCCUCCCAAAACAAGCUGGCCAACGGCUUCGAAUUCCAGCGUAAUGGAGCCGGUCUGGAUUACUCCCACAUCAACGGACAUGGUGCUUCGCUGACGCACAGCAACUUCCCAGGAAUCGGCCAGCAGCUCGGUCUAGAGGGACGUGGUAACCUGUGGUCCUCGGCGGAUCGGGCAACCCGCUUGGAUCUGACAGGAUCGGCCAGCAAGUGGACAAGUGGACCGUUCGCCAACCAGAAGCCCAACUUUGGUGCUGGCCUGGGUCUAUCUCAUCAUUUCGGUUAA